This is a messenger RNA of Symsagittifera roscoffensis, 6471 nucleotides long. RefSeq lists its product as uncharacterized. NCBI's taxonomy places the organism in Eukaryota, Metazoa, Xenacoelomorpha, Acoela, Convolutidae. Gene Ontology annotation, cellular component: neuron projection; plasma membrane; neuronal cell body. Gene Ontology annotation, biological process: potassium ion transmembrane transport. The record is from RefSeq and is a predicted model, not a curated record. Bases 863 to 5821 code for a protein of 1652 amino acids. The transcript has 9 exons. Gene Ontology annotation, molecular function: small conductance calcium-activated potassium channel activity; calmodulin binding.
ACUAGUUUCACUCUUUGAUCGUCCCAGCCAAACCAAUAAAGCCAAUCUUUCGAAAAAUUACGAAGUCGGUGAAGGAAGACAAAGCACACUGCAUUACAUUACAUUACAAGGCAUAUAUAUUUUUAAUAACACAAGAAAAGGGGAGGGGCAAAAGAGUACCUUUUUCGGCAUUGGAAAUAUGGAAAAAUAAGGACGUCACAAUAAUCUAAUCAAGCGUAAAACACGCGCCUGUAUAAACUCUUUUUUUUGCCUUUUCUCAGCUCCCCGUCUUUUCAUAUUACCUCUUGUUUAUCCGGUGUUUAGCAAACAAACAAAAAUAAAUUGAAUUAUUGUUUUCUGGUAAUGGGUAAUUUGGUCACGCCGCCCGCCUGCAAUGGCCCCAAGUGAUGUUAAGGUAGCAUUACCAUAUUACUACUAAAAUAUCCACUCUUUCUCAGGUGUUUCCAGUUAGCCUAUCCUAAUCAAAUGAUUCGCGCUGAUUGUCAUUUCAGUUCACUUGCGUCAUCGAGCUUUAUCAAUAAUUACACUUUUCCUCUCUAUUAGACCCAAAAUUCACCUCAUCUACGUGUGUGAAAACCCUGCAAAAUCCAAUAUUUCAUUGACAUACCAAUUCUCACGGCCGACAUUGGAGACCUUUAUAAGUUCCAAAGAUCCAAACGUUGUGGCUCUAUUAUGGCUCUAAAGUUAUUCUUCUUUGGGAAAUUGAGUAUUACUUACUCGCAAUUGAGGCUACAGCUGAAAAGUAGCAAUAUCAAACGCUAGUAUUUUAUCAAAAUCAUUCGACCACAAAUAUCCAGAUGUUUUUGACAAAAAAUAACGGCGGGUGGGUCCAAUCUUGAUAUGACCAUUAAAGUAUAGACCCAUGGAAAGAUCCAAAAGUGAUGGGUCCAAGGAGUCUGGAAACGACCAGAGAGAAGCGAACCGAUUCGAAAACGUGGACCUUAUUCUCAACCAACCGGAUCCCGUUUUACAUGACUUCGAUUCUACUUCAAACAACAACUCAAAAAGCGGUCAUAGUGCUGAACUUCAGGAUUCAGAUGCGAGCCAAAACCUCGAAUUAGUUCAUGAAGACUUGGAUCAAUUUGAUAGUAGUGAGAGAUCUGCGCUGCCGCAUGGUUUGAAAGUUGAUAACUUUUCAAACAGCCAGAAAAGUUAUAGAGUUGCACCAACAAGUGGUACAGAGGAUAAAGAUAGAAACAAAAAGUUGUGUUGCAGUAUUUGUGGGAAUAUAUUUUAUGGAAGCGAAAGUGUUUUAAAUAAUAGAUCGAACAGUGCUGCUGGUCUAAAUGUGAAUAGCAGAGAUACAACUUAUGUUGGUGACGCCGCUUACUACCAAUUCUCCGAUCAUUGUACGGCUACUAGAAACAAUGCAGCCGCCGCGGAUAAGUUGAACGUUAGUGGUACGAUUAGUGCUGACACUAAGGACAGCAGUUCUAUCAAAAAUAGAGUUAAUUCGACCCAAAAUUACCAUUCGCUGUCCCAACAGUUUGAGCCGCUUGGCAGUUACCAGGGAACCUUUACUGGACCAAGUUGCAGUGAAACUUCAUUUGGGCCCGAACAAACUUUACCACGUCUAGAACGAGCUGGGCUAGAAUUGGGUUCAGAUCAUUCAGAGCCGGAUUGGUCAAGAGCCGAUCCAGAUUUGGAAGUUGAGUCCCAAUUAGGCGAAGAGAGAGAUAGCAGAAGAAGACGUUGCGACAAUUUUGCAGUUUCUGCUUACGAUCGGCAGUUUUGUGGAACCAGUUCGGCUCCGACAACGUCGGCUGAAAAAGAGGAGCGUAAUUUAGAGAGCAGAGCUUUGCCAGUUGCGCUGCCCUGCCAUACUUCAAACCGGGUCGCGGAUGAUAAUAUCCCCGAUUUAACCCACAUUAUACAAUACCCGCAGGGCGAAAAUAAAAACAACAAUAACAGGCCGCCGGAGGACAGCGGAGGAAUUAUUUACAGCGGAAAUAAGAGCGCAAUAGGAAACUUUGCUUGCUCUGAGCAGCCCAGUUCAAAUAAUCCAAAUAUCACUCCUUCUUCCAACGCGUCAGCGGCAGCAAAGGCAGAUUCCUCCUCGUUGUCGUCGGCCUGCGAGGCAGCAGCGGCGGCGGCCUCUAAUUCUGUUUCCUUGGUGCAUUGGCCGGGAAAUAAAGAUUACUUUAAAGUGCCAACAAGAAGUUCCUCCGCCGCACAAAUCAAAGACCCUGCUCCACUUGCUCAUUUUGACUCCUCUGCUCUUUGUGAUAGAAAUAGGGACAAUAAGCUUGCACCCGGCCACAACGCACAGUCUAGUUUGAAGCGUCCCACUGUAGUGCCUUUAUUUCCAGCUGCAUGCUGUCCCGAUUGUGCAAUAAUUCCACCAGCAAAAGAACAGCACUCCAGUUUUAAUUCGACCACCGGACUCUUUAAUCUAAUUCCCGGUCGCCACAACCCCGAUCCAAACAAAGCACUACUAGACCGACCAGAUCCUCCGCCGGAUAACAAACGUCGCGGCGGACCACGCAACACUAACGACGCUGCUGUUGACGCUCCAUACCACGUCAGCACAGAACCAAUUCCCGGAGAAGAACAGGCCAGUGAAAAGGCAGCAGCCGCAGCAGCCGCAGCCAGUCUUUCGAUCGAACCCAGCGGGCAACAAGACCAAGAAGAAGUUUACACAUUGUUACCCCCACGCUCCCUAAAUGUAUUGCCAAAGUCUUGCGCAAAUGAACAAGAAGGCAACUUAGUACAAAAACAAACUGCUAAUAGCUCGACUGGAAACCCCGGAUCGAAUGCCAGCUACUCAAACCAACCUUUAUUUGAAGAACUCUGCUCGAACAUCGACAAUGCACCAGUCAAUUUUAUCGAUCAGGCAAAUUUAAUCGGAGCAAAAACGUCACCAAACGCGACCUGCAGCCCCCACUCACCUGCCCAUUUUUCACCUCAAGGUCAGAAUUCCCCCAUCGGUGUAUCAGUCGCAAAUAACAAUAGAUACAACUGCCAGGCAGGGCCCUCAAAAUUAUCUCCGAAAUCUCUCAACCCGAUCCUACAAACACCCGAUGACCCCGGGUCAAUUUCGUCCGAGCCCACGAGUGCGAGUCAUUGUCGGCAUCACACGAAACGCUCCCCUAACCGAAAUCUGCAACUACGACACUGUCUUGGUCCCGUAAGUCGCAAAAGCAUGAACAAAAUGGCCUGUCUGGAGAAAAGUCGUAGCGUAGACACGGGCGGAGGAGCCACGACUAACAGUUUAUACUCGCAGAAUGGUUCCUCAUACGACACAUGUUGCUCUAGUUUUAACGAAAACGAAGCGGGCGAAGACAGCCUCGCAAAACACUCCGAUGACGUCAUGAUGGCCCCGACGGAAGACCAGCCUUUAUUUUUCAUCCCAGUAUCCGCCUCAGAUAAUCAGAAUUUGGGCAAAAAAGGGGAGAGUAAUAAAAAGACAUCUUUCCGUGCCUUGGACCCCUUAAGGCAGAACUAUGAAGAAGAUUCCAGGUAUGCUGACGAAGCCGACGACCCUAUGGAGUCCCUUUUAAGAGGCAGCCGAGGGUCCGUUUCUCAGUUACCUACGCGAUCUUCUGGUCGAAAACCUCCCAGCAAUAGUGCAAAUAAUAGACAGAAUAGCUUACGCAGUAGUUCUAGCAGUAUUAAACACUUUGAUAAGUAUAAACCGGCAGGAAACCAAGUUUAUUUUCCAAACGGGUCAGUUAAUCGUGGAAGUCCAAGAGAUCCUAGAAAAAAACAGGACAUGGCGAACAAUCGUCGGCAAUCUUCCGCUUCUCAAGCACCAGGAUCGCCAAGUCUUAUUAAAAAGUACGCUAAACGAGCGAGUAUCGUUUCAAACACGGGAAACGUAGAGCUGAAGUUAGAUUCCAAUAUCAGUAUUAACAAACUCAGUGCCUCUAGUAACCAGAAAACAUCGGCAGUCGGGACGGAGUUAGGGGCGGCGGUGCCUCCGGUGGGACACUUGCACUCGAAGGAAAGCAAACAGACCCAGGCACAUGCCAGUUACAGACUGGGUUUCCGUCGGUCACUAUUUGAAAAGCGCAAGAAGUUAAGCGACUAUGCCAUGUUAUUUUCUCUCAUCGGAAUUUCACUUAUGGUGCUGGAACACGAACUUUCCUAUCAAAUUUUGGACAAAGAGCUGAGCAAGUGGGUAUCGAUUAGUCUGAAGUGCCUCAUCACUGGAAGCACGCUGGUGCUGGUCGCCUUAAUAGUCACUUACCACGCCAGGGAAGUCCAGUUGUUCAUGGUGGACAACUGCGUGGAUGACUGGCAGAUAGCGAUGACGUGGGAGCGAGUGACUCAGGUGGCGGCCGAGGUGCUCGUCUGUCUCGUGCACUGUCCCCCCUUCCUCGUCCCCCACACCCACAAAAUUCUCAACCUCUCCAGCCAAGACCUCCUAGCCCCCCCGACAGAUGCGACCAAAUUCACGUUCAGCGACCUGCAGCUCAUCCUGUCCAUCUUCAUGUUCGCCCGCUUCUACCUUACGGGUCGGGUGAUGUUGCUGCACUCGAAACUGUUCACAGACGCCUCCUCCAGAAGCAUAGGGGCCCUGAAUAGGAUCAACUUCAAUACCAAAUUCGUCAUCAAGACCCUCAUGACCAUAUGUCCAGGCACCUUUCUCAUGGUGUUCACAGUCAGUUUGUGGUUCGUCGCAUCAUGGGUCCUCAGGGCAUGCGAGAGAAGAGAUGGAUCGGGGAUGAUAUCGAACUUCCUGGAUUCCAUGUACUUGGUGGGCAUCACGUUCUUCGCCAUCGGCUACGGAGACAUCUCCCCCAUGACCUACUGUGGCCGAGGAGUGGCCAUACUCUGUGGCCUCAUGGGCGCGGGCUGUACUGCGAUGGUGGUGGCGGUACUCGCCCGGAAACUGGAGCUGACCAGGGCGGAGAAACACGUGCACAACUUCAUGAUGGACAAUCAGCUGUCAAAAAGGUUGAAGUCGGCAGCCGCGAACGUGUUACGAGAGACGUGGUUUAUCUACAAAAACACACACCUGUCCAGCAAGCCCAACACAAGGACCAUACGCAAUCACCAGCGCCUGUUUCUCAGGGCCAUACACACGCUUCGCAAAACAAAAAUUGACCAACGGAAAUUAUUCGACCAAGCUAACCAAAUGGUGGACAUGGCUAAGACACAAGAUACAAUCAACCUCAUCCAUGAAGAAAUGAAAGCAAGAGAAAUAUCGGACAUGGAAAGAUUAGACAAAAUGGAAGGUAUGAUUACGAAUCUGCAAAAGAACAUGGACCAACUUAUCCUCCUCGCGAAUCACUCCCAACAGCAACAUCAAAGACUCUCCAAAGAAGUCAGCGCUCUUUCCACUAGUAACGCACGACAGCAAGCAGAAGUGUUACAUAAUAACACGACUAGCAGAGCGGAAAUGUUGCGUAAUAAUACAGACAAAUUAUGCAACCCAAAGUGUUCUGAUUUAUCAUCAACCUUGACACCAUUGGUGCCUCAAUCAUCACAGCCUCCUCAAAACCCCCCUCAAAAAACAGUAGCAGAGAAAGAAAGAAACCCAAGUUCAGUUAAUCAGCCGGAAAGAAGGCCGACAGCAAGUAAGCGUAGAGGUCUGCCACAUCAGAGGGCGUCGGUUCAAGGAACGUCUGACACGAUUCCCAGUUUCAAUUUGCCGUUGCGUGAAAACAAAUUGUCAACUGAAAACCCCAGGCUAAAAGACCGAAACAGUUGUGACGUCACUCAUUUAUCGUCACCGACAACUGCGAAUGUUCUUGAAGAAAAGGAAGUUAACAAAAAUAUUAAAACUCAUUUUGAACCACACGAAAACAGAAAAGAUAGCUUAACCGAUUCAACUUUAACUCAUGACGAUAGCGAAAACGCGAAUGUCAAUACGUAACAGAAACGCCAUUUCACGUUCUAUAUUUUGCGGUUCCAAGAAACAUGGAGCAAAUCAAAACCUCCCGGUGACGGGAACAGUUCCAGAAGUUAUUUUGACAAUUUAGCAGUCAAUACUAAAAUAUCCAGCUAAGUGGUUUGAAGCUUGCUUAAAGUUCGCGCUGUUAAUAUAGAAAUAAAGAAAGUCGCUUCUCGAAAACGCUUCUCGCAGACCGUAAAAACUGUUCAGUUGAAGUAUAUAUGCUUUUGGCCCUGAAACGAAAGAACGGAAAUGAAUCAACUUUUUUCACCGGUGGCUCCUUUUCGAAACCAUAUCAAAAGAUUUGCCGUCGACACUCAAAGGUAACAAACCCACGUGAAUGUCGACCGUCAAAUGAGGCCAAGUUGAAAAGAACAAAGAAGCGACUUUGUAUCGGGAUCUCAGGCAACAGGCCAGGAAAGAGGAGCGAAAUAUUUUCGAAAACGACUUCAUCGACUAUUUUUAUGUAAUAAACUUCACACUAGUUAGUAAUCGCAACUCAAUGCAAUGAGAUCUCCAGGAAAGCAAUUCUAAUUCUGCAAUAUCACGCAAUUCUCAUAAAAAUAGAGACCACAUAUUUUGUUAAAAAUUCACGAUUUCAUUGUCCUAAAUAAAGUAUUUAUUUUUGAGAA